Molecule: messenger RNA, 1641 nt
Organism: Akanthomyces muscarius
Lineage: Eukaryota; Fungi; Ascomycota; Sordariomycetes; Hypocreales; Cordycipitaceae
Exons: 1
Coding region: 1-1641 (546 amino acids)
Source: RefSeq, a predicted model, not a curated record
AUGCAGCUUUCUUUCCUUCAGCAUAGUAAACUGGGCAACAUGCAUUUGUACACUAAGCUCUGCGCCCUAGCCGCAUCCGCCACCGCUCUGGCUACUGCUGAUGCCCGCUUUGCUCCAGACAAGGUCCACGCUGAAAAGAACGCGCACGCCAUCUUCAACUCGAUACACUCUGCCGGUCGGCAAUGGGGCUCAAGCAUCUACCACAAUGGCUUUGCCCUGAUCCCCGUUGUGGUGCCUCGCGGGUCCGUCUUUUACCACGGGGCCGCGACAAAAGAGCAGCCUGCGGGGCCAGAGUGGCUAGCUUUCGAGCCUGAAGCUGCCGAAGCUUUCGGUUCCGACUGGAGUAGCUGUCGCGGCAGCUGCGAGCCCUCGAGUGACUCGUCAGCCACGGCUCAAGCAAGCACGUCGGUGUUGGCCGUACGAAGUUACGUUCACACGUAUAGAAACAAACGUGACUUGAAGCUGCUGCUCGUCGACGGCAUGUCGGGCGCCAAGACCAACUACGGUACACUUGACACGCAAGACUUGGUGCUGCUCGAGGGCAGGAAGCUUGACCAAGACCAGUUCGAAGACGAAAGCCGCGCUCAGGAGCUGUGCAAGGUGGUGCAGCCCUGGGGCUACGACGGCCUGAUUAGGGCCGAGCUUGGCUUUGAGAUUAUCAACUGCAACUUUACAGGGACCGUGACCCAGAUGAAAGUAAAGAGCACCUUUUUCAGCAAAGACAAGGCUGGUGACGACUCGAUGCGUAUUUACCAGUGGGCUCGGGCUGCCGGUCAGCGCUACGAUGGUCUCGGGGCGCGCCUCAAGUUUGACUUCUCGUCGAUGGUCUCCGGGCUGUUUUAUCCCAUCAACACGACGAACCCGGAUCCGUCGCAUCCUGAGUUCAAGCGACUUGCUGCGACGCCCAUGGACAAUCUGCGCGUUAUCAAGAACCGUGUGGCAGAAAUUGCCAAGGCCGAUUUCCAAACCUUUCUCAUCGACUGGAGGUACAUUGUCGACACUGUCGUCGAGAGGUUCUCUGAUAGGUUGGCUGCCAUGGCUGAUGAGGAUGUCGGCGACAUGGAAUUCAUCAACGAGAUUGAAGCUGCAGCGACUAGUUACGUCGACGCAAUGGCUCUGGAGAGUGAUGGAGAGGAUGCUCCGGAUCAGGACGCCUUCAUCAAGCAGUCAAUCAAGGACUGCAUGGACCACUAUCUGUAUCCGGCUCUUCCCUUUUCUGGGCGGUGGAACCAAGCAGAUCAUAUGCUCUACCACAGCGUCAUAACCGUCACUAGCCACAUUUGCACGACAUUUAUCCAAGGCUGGCGAGACCUCCGUGAUGCGUCCUCUUCACACAAAGGCGGUAUUCGAUACAGCGACGACGUCAAGCAGCAACGCACUACCCUCCACAUGGUCAAGUCACAAGUUCGGCAGCUGAUGAGUCGCUUGGGCUGGGCGCCAUGGCGCAAGACUCGGCCUUGCCCCGUCGACGAGGCCAUGUUUGUCGCCAUGUGGCCGUACGGCGACAAGACAGACCACUUCAACCCUGGAUGCCGCAAGAGGAGUCAGCUCGUCGUGGACAGGAAUGAUUACUGGAACCUCAGCUACGUGGACGCCAGCGGAGAGACGCCGACGUUCAGCUCUGAAUCCGAGGAGCUGUAG